UUUGGGGGCGUUUGCACAACAAAAGCAGGGCUGAAGAACUGUGAAAAUCUCAACAGGGGGGAAUCACACCUCAGGACCCACAGAAAAUAAAAAAUCCAGUAAAUCUAGUGGUAAUCUACAGAACAGACACAACUCCUCACCAGGGUGUCGCCACACAUGCAGGACACCAUCUGAGCCAAACAAGUUUAUUUUAGUCUUAUCAGACCACAGGACAUAAUUUUACUAAUUCAUGCUCUUGUAAUUUGUCUUCAGUAAACUGUUUCCAGGCUUUCUUUUGAGCCAGAUUCAGAAGAGGCUUCUGGGACGACCGCCAUGCAAACUGACUUGUUGCAGUCUGAGCAGUGACAAGCUGACCUUCUAUUUCUGCAACCUCUAAAGCAAUGCUGGAAGCCAACUUCUGCACCUGAUGCACAGCACGAGGACUCAACUUCUCCGAUCGACCCUUGCGAGGCCCGUUCUGAGUGGAACCCAUCUUGGGAAACUUUUGUAUGACCCUGGCCACUGUACUGUAACUCAGUUUCAGGGUGUUACUGAUCUUCUUAUAGCCGAGGCCAUCUUUGUGGACAGCAACAAUUCUAUUUCUCAAAUCCUAAGAGUAUUCUUUGCCAUGAGGCCCCAUGUUAAACAUGCAGUGUUGACAUUAUGAGAGAAUUGUACUCAAAGCAACAAAUUUUAACUGCUUUAAUACAAGAUAAACUAUAAUUUUACAUUGGUGUCAUUUAGCUAAUUUUUUUUCAUCCAAAACAAGUGUCUACAGUUUCAAAUAAAAGUCUGAACAGCUGAGAAUUAAGGGCGUUUAUCAGGAGUCCAACAAUGGCAGCAUUGUAGUGCUUGGAUUUGAUAUCAUGACCUUCCAAUCAGUAGCCCAGAGUCUUAACAGCUGAGCUACCACUAAACCCCACAGCUUAUAAAUAACAAUGGGAUCCACACAGACAGGAACUUGUGUGAAGGUGGAGAUUCUGUUAUUAAUUAACUAAAGUUGGACAUGCUCCAGAGUGUUACUGGGAAAGGCUUUAAAUUUUAGUUCUACUCCGUGAAAGAGAAAACCGAAAACCUGAUUACAAAAGAUUUUAUAGAAAGUGCCAAAACAAAGAUAACGGUUUCUUCAGAAAUGAGAUUGAAACCUACCACGUGACAGCAGUGUUAUAAAAAGGUGAGUAUCUGAGAGCAGGAGAGCGAGAGACCAGUCGGUUCUUCUACAGUUAAAGAUCACUAAAAUAAGAUCUCCUGUGUUCAUCUCACUUCUUCUACCGAACUUCAACAUCAGUUUCCAGCAGCUUGUGAUUUCUGAUAUCCAUCAUCUCACGCUUGUCAUCAUACUCUUCCUCAUCACACACUCCUUCACUGUGUGUAAGGAUGAAACUCCUCUCUCUGGUGCUCCUGCUCUCCUCUUUCUCCUCACUGACCCUGACGGAGGUUGUUAAAUCUUUUAAACAAUCCUGUCCUAACUUCUUUGUCCGGAACCCGAAAAAAACAAGUGACAUCAUCAUCCCCACUAUCUUCACUGGACGUCAGUAUAAGACGAUUUGCCAGCGCUGGGAAAACAAAUACAGGUUUGCCACCGUGUACGACACUGUAAGGAGGAUCCCUGUUUACUCGGCUUACACACUCUUACAGGCAGGAACGACUGUCCGCAGCGAUGAGUGGAAAAUUGAACCUCAGCUGGAAGAUAUUAAAGAAUAUAAAGAGAAGAAAGAGAUGAUUGAUUCCCCGAGAGAAGCAGGAAAGAUAGUUAACCAGGCCGUGAGCUCUGAUUAUACAGGUACAGUGUUUACUAGAGGUCACGUGUUUCCACGCCAGUUUGCUGCUGAUCAGGAUCAAGCAGAUUCCACCUUCACUUUAACUAACGUAGCUCCACAAACACAGGGCAGCAACCAAAAUUGGGCUGCACAAGUGGAGGAACCGAUGCUUAAUGAAAUUAACCAAGAAUGCAUACUCGACCAAAAUAACCAGGCGUACAUUGUGACCGGAGUCGUCCCAGGGAAGAACUGGAUACCCAUAACAAGAGAAGGAAAAAACUAUCAGGAAGGAAUUAACAUUCCCAGUCAUGCUUGGAGCGCUUACUGUUGCAGGGAUAGAACAGAUUAUAAUCAGCUCAUAGUGAACACCUACUUAGCUGAUCUAGACAGAUUUGAUCUCAGGCACCCCAGCAUUAACAACCUGAAUAAACGUCUGACUGAACUGUAUAACACAGGGACACCUUUUAAUGUGUUCCCAGGUUUAGACUUAGAUAAUUAGCAUGUGGACCUCACGGAUCCAAGUCAAGUACAAAUCGGAAAUGAAACCGAUUUAUAAUCUGGAUUAUGUGUCAUGAAUCUGCACAAAAUAUCACAUAAUAGUGAAGCAUGGUGGUCGGAUCAUAAAAUCAGCUUCUUGGUUGCUUCACUCUCUCUUUCUCUCAAUAAACUAUAAAUAAUUCUAUUUAUAAGUAAAUAUUGUAACAUAUGCAUAAUGAUUCACCCUGAAACCCUGAAGCAGCUUCCACCAGAUGUAACUGCAUGAAUUAUCUAUGUUAUUACAUAUGUAUGUAAUUAUGAUGUAAUAAGUAAUUGAAUUGAGUUAUUCUGUGUUCAACUGCGACAUAUGUCGAGUGUUCAGUGAUCUCAGGAUGCCUGUCGCUGAAAGAACUCAGGGUUCUGAGAACAUAUGAAACAUUUAUAUUUAAUAAAGACGGUUUAAAAUUUGAA
This is a messenger RNA of Tachysurus fulvidraco (yellow catfish), 2687 nucleotides long. Its product is annotated as endonuclease domain-containing 1 protein-like. Gene Ontology annotation, molecular function: metal ion binding; hydrolase activity; nucleic acid binding. Bases 1357 to 2238 code for a protein of 293 amino acids. The record is from RefSeq and is a predicted model, not a curated record. Lineage: Eukaryota; Metazoa; Chordata; Actinopteri; Siluriformes; Bagridae. The transcript is spliced from 3 exons.